ACAAAGAUGAACAUAAAAACUGGUAAACAAAAGGAGAGAGAGAAAAAAAAAGGCAAAAUAAACCGGUGUGGGCAACCCCUUCCUCGGCCACCGGAUCACAAUCCGACGGUCCACACGGGCCAUGUGGCUCGAGAAACGGGGCAAAUCGGCGACCAGAAUCCGCGGGGGCAACCGAACCGAACUCCCGCACGGAGGCGGCGCGGCGCAGGAGCACGGCGGAGCGGAGGGAGUCGGAGUCGCGUCCAAAACCAAAAGGAAACCACGGCAUUUUCCUCGCUCCCUUCUCUUCUUCCUUUCUCUUCCCCCACCCUUCUCUACUCUCUCUUCUUCUUCUUCAUUCCAAUCGAAGAAGAGAAGCGAAGAGAAGAGGGUUAAUCCGCGCUAUAUAUAGCCGCCUCAUGCAAUCGCAAACCUAAGCUGCUCUGCUCCGCGGCACACAACACGCAUUCUGGUUAAUCCCCUCUCUUUGUCUGCGCGUGUGGUUUUCUUGCCAAUGGAGUCCUCGCCGGCGGCGACGGUGACCCCGGCUGCCGCAGCAAUGUCGGAGGCGCCGGCGGUGGCGGCGCCGAGGCCGAGGGACCCUGGGUUGUUCGGAAGCUUCGACCUCCCCGCCGCCUGGGGGUGCCGCAGGCCCAUGGCUUUCUGCAGGGACCUUGACGCCGCCGCCUUGGUCGGCUCCGAACCCAACGCCGCCGCCGCCGCCGCUGCUGCUGGAGACGCCGUGGAGCCCAAGCGUAACGCCUCCCGAUCGCCGCCCAAAGGAGGCGACGCUCCUGUGGCGGCGGCGGCGGCGCAGGAAGCUCCGCGGAAGCAGUGGAACCUGCGGUAUCGGAAGGGCGGGCGGGACGGCGGCGAGGACGCGCUGCAGAACAAGAAGCUCUGGAACAUGGAAGCCGCCGGCGGCGGCGGCGGCGGCGGCGCCAGGGCGAGCCGCGGGUUCUCGGUGGAGCUGACGCGCCAGGAGAUCGACGCCGACUUCUUCGCGAUCACCGGCCGGAAGGCGCCGCGCAAGCCGGCGAAGCGGCCCAGGAGCGUCCAGCGACAAGUCGACUCGAUUUGCCCUGGGAACUCGCUCUGGGAGGUGAGCCGCGAUCGCUACAAGGUGAACGAGAAGGGGGGAUUCUGAGUUGCUCCAAGAAGGAGGAGAUGGAUUUUCCGAGAAGCAAGAUCAACCAUUGGCUUAUCGUAGUUAUAGACAGAGAGAGAUUCAGACUGUCAGUCAGAAUUGUUUCAGUGCAUCCAUGCUUAUGCUGUUGAUGAUGAAUCUUGUGUAGUUUUUUACCUGACUGUUGGGGUUUUGCUUCUCGCUUUCGUGAAGCCUCUGCAAACUCUUCUUUCUUUUAUGCCUAGUUCGGAAACAGUUAACAGAAAGAAUUUCAAACUCUUGAUUUCUGGAUGUGAGACAUGGAUACAUGAUAGGUUCUUCGUUAAUUCUGGGUGGUAUGAAAUCUUUGGCAUUGGCUUCAA
Messenger RNA from Oryza sativa Japonica Group (Japanese rice), 1467 nucleotides. RefSeq lists its product as uncharacterized. The record is from RefSeq and is a predicted model, not a curated record. NCBI's taxonomy places the organism in Eukaryota, Viridiplantae, Streptophyta, Magnoliopsida, Poales, Poaceae.